UUGAAUUUUAUAAAUUAUCGUUAUUGUGCUAAUAAAACAUUUUGAUGCAUAGAUGGAUUGCUUUUGAUAUUUUCUGCGCGAACAUUUGCAAACUAUUUUUUGCGCGACAAUGAGACUUCCGCCGGAAGAACGAGAAUAAUGCUGCAAACCAAGGUAGUCGGUUGAAUAAAAUCUAUCGUACAUUACGAAAUGGAAUCUGUCGGAGGGAUCAGUUUAGAAUAUGUUUUAAACCGAGUCAGUCGACUGUAGAAAAUGUCUCUUUUGUUUAUAUUGUUGUAUCUUACUCUUGCAUUAAACGUUACCGGACAAUCGCUGAGCAUCUUGAGCGAAAUCUAUUCGAGCAAUCCGAUCAAUUGUCCGAACGAUAAGACAUGCACUUUUGUCGAUCACUGCCCGGUUAUUUUAAAUUUGAUGAACGAGAAUCUGCUUCCAAUUCAUAGAUUUCGUCAAGCGAUCUGCGGUUACGAGAGCACUAGACCAAAGGUGUGCUGUGAUCUGGACAGCAAUAUCGCAAACCCAACUUUUACGCUAGAAGAUGGUGCACUCUUCACGAGGUCAAAUUCGAUUUCAGAAUGUGGUAAAAGCUUCGUUCAAAGCACCAUCAACGCUGCUGGAGUGUACCCUUUUGUUGCAAGGAUUGGCUUUAUAAGUACAACAGGAGAAAUAAAAUAUCCCUGUACAGGUGUAAUCUUGAACAAACGUACAAUACUGACCACUGCUAGUUGCGCUCUCGCAAACUCGGACGACUAUAAAUUAUAUUCAAUUACCGUUGGAGAAUAUAAUGCUGAGACCGAUCGUAAUUGCAAUACCCAGACAAGUAAUAUAUCGUACGUAAUAAAACAUCCAAAUUACAAAGCUGACACUUUUAUGAACAAUAUAGCGAUGUUACGUUUGAAAGAACCGAUUGAAUACACUGCAACUGCGCAGCCCAUAUGUCUUCCUCCAGACGAUAGAUACUUAAAUCGGAGUAUUAAUUCUGUUCUUGUUGGAUGGGGAAAAUUAGCCGGUCAAACUACCAAGCCUUGCCAACAACAGUCUUUGAUAAUGAGAAUUAUGUCCACUAACGAAUGUUCGAGUCACUAUGGUCAAGGAUUCUCCGUUGAAUUAUGCGCAGCAGGAAACGAAGCACCUUGUUCAGGUUAUAGCGGAAGCCCGCUUUUAUUUAAAUACAACGACACGUAUUUCUUGGUAAGAAUGAUAAUACAUUUUUUCAUUUUUGUAACCGUAAUAUAUUUACAAAAAGAUCAUGUACAUUUAUCGUUUCUUUACAAAGUAAUAACAACAUUGGUAUGUAAUUUUUAG
Molecule: messenger RNA, 1302 nt
Organism: Colletes gigas
Lineage: Eukaryota; Metazoa; Arthropoda; Insecta; Hymenoptera; Colletidae
Product: chymotrypsin-like protease CTRL-1
Exons: 6
Coding region: 253-1302 (349 amino acids)
Biological process (GO): proteolysis
Molecular function (GO): serine-type endopeptidase activity
Source: RefSeq, a predicted model, not a curated record